UCUGGUUCCUUCCAGUUCAAAGUGAUUUGGGUCAAUCCUGGAAAGCCUUCCGAUCAGGUAGCCCGGGACUCCAUUUAAAGGACGAAGUUGACACCAGUACAGAAUUUACGCAGGCGUCAAAUUGUAUUCGGGGCUUUCGGGGCUCUCAUUCCAUGACCAGCCCUUCUUGAGGCUCUCACGCGACUGUGGAGUCGUCGACUAUGAGUGGUUGUUUGAGACCUGUGAGUCGGGAGCAUGUUUUCACAUGGUCGUGAGUCAAUGUACACGAGUUUGCUGAGCACGCAAGGGUAUUUCUCACAUUUGGAGAGUUUCUGGGAUAUGGAGCUGCAUUGUGCUGUGAUAAUUCUUUAGAUGGUACAGGGGAUCUGCUGUCAAGGACUCGGGAUCGCAUGCAUGUCUAGAAGGAUAUCGUGAAGAAUUGUUCGAUCAGGUGCGUGGAAGCGAUGGGGAAAUAUCAGCUGAGUCCUCAGGGAACUUACUCGGGUCGACUAGACGCAACUCAGAAAUAUUCUGGUGGUCGCGUCAGUAGCCAGGAUUGUCGCAACCAAGUGAAAGACGCUGUUAAUCAGAGCGAAUCUCCGAAGAAAAAUCGUCAUUAUGGCGUCGUGGAAGGGGAAGGAGUUCAAGACGGAGGGAUGCAACCGCCGAGGUUCAAGCCGAGCCCGCGUCGGGACAGCACUGCGUGCUGUGACGAACUAUCGGAGCGACGGGAGGUGGAGAAACCCAGACUGAGAAUGCAGCGUGCGAACGUCGUGGUGCCAUUGCAGAAUUCGAAUAGCGCGGGUCACAGUUUCCGCUCAGAAGACAGUGAAAGUCUGGCUCUAUGGGAAGAGAAGGAGCAACCGGCGUCGCGCAGCAGCCGGUGGAUGAAGAUCACAACCCAGUCACCGCGGUGGUUUGACGCUAUGCGCAAGUUCGACACUUUGAAGCUUGCAUCAUGGCGAAGCUCUCCAGGUCAACCCAAGUUUUCUCUGGACAAUUCGCAGCGGUCUCUUCACAGGAAGAUAAGCAAUCGCUCCUUACAUGAACUUUCGAAGUUGCCGUGGUACAGGAAUACCUCCAAAAAGACUCGCAAUGGAGAGAGCCGGUCCACUCCAAGCCCAAUCGCGGCUUCCACUUUGUCACGUCUUUGUGGCGAGCUCAAUCCGUCGACAGGUCCCUCCUCCACUUGGGCAGAUGAAACGAAGGAUGAUUGCGAGCGUGGGAGCUUCUCUAGGUUGCGAUACACUCAGCACGUCACGACAGAGGACGUGCAAAUUUCCUGUGUGGUUGCGAGGGACUUGGCACCUAAGGUGAAGCCCGUCCUGGAUAGACCCUAUCUCGUCAAUGGCGUAGUGUGGGAAUCACCUGAAGGCGGGUCAAAAACAGGGAUUGAGAGUGUCACGGAUGCACUCUCAUUUCUUACAUUAGGUGAACUUGAGGCAAUGAAUGACGCUCAAUCUGCCGCUACUGAUGAUGCAUCAAGUGAAGCUGAUAUGCCAACAUUAUAUGAAGAACACACGAGCCCAGCUGAUAAGAACGCCAGUACAUGGCCAGGCGACACCGCACCAGCCAUCAUUGUAGGUGCACCUGCAGUUUUUAAACUUCUAGGUGUUGAAGAAGAAGGUGAGUUGGCUUUAGAGUUCGUCAAGAGCGAAGAUACAGCUUUUUUCAAGAGGGAGGAGACGUUAGGGAGCCUCGGUGUGGGCGAGAUGACUGGAGAUGUAGACGAGACGCAAUUCAUGGCUCUUGAUCCUCUGUCGCGACUCUCCGAUUUCUCCCCAACCUCACCUUCUGGUCGACUGGAGAGUCCCACGACGCCAGAUCAAAUGCUUUCGAGACUUGGCAGCACGGCUUCUAAGUCGUCUCAUUCGUUUCUAUUUGGGAAGAAAUCCGACAACGGAGAGUGUUGUGACUUGUCUUCACCGAGAAGCAUUCUCUGUGGACCGGACCGUGACAGUUUGCCAUCAUCGAAUCCCUCCCUGCGAUCAGAUCCUGGAAUUGUCUCACUCUCAGCCCUGGCAGCGGCCGAAUCGCAACGUAACUCUAGCACCGGCGUGUCAUUCGACCUUAACGAGCAUAAUUUCGAAGAGAUGCACACAGCUUACGAUCUGAACGCGACAGCUCCGUGCAAGCCUGUUGAGUCACGACGCGUUAGUUUAUCCUUCCGCGACUUCGGUCCGCCACGACCCUCCUCAGAGAUUGCGGCCGCCAAAGUCGACCCAAAAGCAGUAGGGGCAGCCACGAGCACGGUGACAAACAUGAAGCUUCUGAAAUGCGAUGAUCAACCGUACAAGAAUGAGCCAUGGUCCUCUCCAAAGCCAUUUCAAUCCCCGGAGCUUUGGUUAAAAACUGUCUCCCCUAAAUAUUACGGGGACGAAUUACCCCAAACCACGCCCGAGACAUGCAUUAGCAGUAGACGUGUUUGCCCGCACUCAGCCCCGCCCCUAAGCCGGCUCUCGCAUGCCAUCCCCCUUGAAGCGGAGCAGCUGCAGCAGAUGCCAAUUGUGGUUCCGAGGUCAAGGUCACGUCAUUCCGAGUUCACGGCUCGCUUCGGGAGGGUGUUCUCCCCGUUACGCUUGCCUGCCAACAGCCGCAGCUGCUUCGAGGCGCAAGUUCUCUCACUACCCCACGACUUCGAAGUCAUGUCACCCACCAACGCUGCAGUUGUGGAGCUUCUGUCGCCCUCCGCACCGCAAUCGUCGACUAAGUUGAAGAGGUUCAAGUCAAGCAGGCGACGCUAUUCUUCGGAGGAUACACCCACCGUGAUGACAUCCAUGAGCAAGGCUGUGAAGAAGAUACUGUCCAAAUGUAAGGUCUCUUAUAGCAAAGGGAAAUACAAAGUGGACUCCCCAGUUGUUGGUACUUCUCGCCCCGCCUCAUUUCAUCAGGGAAUGUGAAGAAACAAGACGAGAUUUAGACACACUGCAUAUACUGCAUCGAAUUCUGUAUCAUGUCCUAAAUUUGCACAAAUUUUCAGUUCCUUUUUAGCGCAAUCUUUUGCGUUCGUCUUCCUUCAGCACAGAGAGCUUGAUGUAAGAAUUGAUGGAUUGAUUCUGCAACAGAAGUGAUUCAGGUCGUCUUGUAGCUCCUCCUUUUUCCAAGCAUCUGCGGGAAUUCGUUUGCUAUACUUCUUCAGCUCUUUACAGAAACCAAUGAGGCUAUGGGAGCCUGCCUUUGAAAGGCACAUAUGAUGUGCAUUGGCCAUGUACAAUAGUCGGGAUAUGAUUCGUGGAAACUGUAGAAUUGAAGCUCGCGUCUGAUCAGCUCAUCUGAUUUUUAGGUCAUUGGUCUGCUUGACAAUGCGAUGGUUUUUGCCAUAUUAUCAGGAUGAGUAAUAGAGAUUGGACAUAGAGCAAAGCUGCGAGGCAGCGAUGUUUAUAUAUUGGACCCAAAUUUUACAGUUGCGCAUACAAGUGGGCAAUGAUAUAAUUCAAGUUGGGAAAAUCCUCAGCAACUGUCUGCUUUCUUACGUCAGUUCGAAUCAUUUGUACAAUCAAAACUUUUCAAUUAAGAUUCAAAACCCACAA
Physcomitrium patens is the source of this 3509-nucleotide messenger RNA. RefSeq lists its product as uncharacterized. NCBI's taxonomy places the organism in Eukaryota, Viridiplantae, Streptophyta, Bryopsida, Funariales, Funariaceae. The record is from RefSeq and is a predicted model, not a curated record.